AUGCUCCUCAUAGACUGCAAGAACAGGAACCAGGUUUUCCCUACCCUUGCAAACAUGAGACUGAAUCAUAUUAUCUUGAAGCCCUUCACGGAGGCUAUGGCCAGGUAUGGAAGAAUCAGCAAACCUGUGGAACUCAUCAAAGAAGCAGUGCGCAAAUUCUAUGAUUCAGAAGCAGAGGACGUGCCAGUGAAGCCUGAUACCAUGGAUAUGAAGCUUCGAAGAGAAAAGAACAUCGCCAAAUCAGCAGAAGCAAUCAAGUCCAUGCUCACCGUGAUCAAACGAAAGUGGACACUAUGGGAGAUUCCACGUGACGAAGAGAUCCGAAACAUGGUGUUCGACUUAUCCAAAGCAUCUGAAACUGCAUAUGCCGAAGGCCGCUCUGCGCUAGCCAAGUCGCCCAAGCAGAAGCCGAUUGCUAGUUGUGGUUCGGACGACGACAGUGACAUGGCUGACGAUGCUUCGCUGAGACAGAGCCUACAUUCCUCUCUUGGGGAGCGGAAUGCCGAGUCGCCUUUGGAGGUGUAUUUGAAAGCACCUCCUCGAGAAGAACUCGAGAAGAUGCUGGGGUUUUCGCUUGACCCGGCUACGUAUGAGAAUAUCCGAAGGAGCAAGGAGCCCUUGCAGGCGGAUCGUCCAGAAACUGGGCAUGAAAAGCCUGACUCAGCAGGCCCACCUGUGAUGGCAGCUCCUGUUCUGGAUACUCUGGAGAUGAUGCAGGGUUUGAGUGACGACAGCCUGCCGGCCAUUUGCGAUGUGGAGACGGAACACAAGCCACCCUCAGGUGACUCGCUUCCGGGACAGACUCCAGUGAAGGGACUGGCUGGCCAGCUUUCAAGGAUGGAUCCUGCAAGGUUGCAGCAGAUGCUGGCUGUUGUCAACGACAAGCUGCAUCUCGUUGCAGCGGUGGUGACACGACAAGCCCAGCUCGCUUUGACGGCCAAGAAGAAGGCUAAGACGGAUGCUGCCCCUGGCGGUGGCAAGGAGCCGGGACCGUCUGAGGAGAUUGAGACAGAUCGAGUCGCAAAGCCCAAGCGAGGUCCCGGCCGGCCCAAAAAAGAAUCCAAAAAAGAUGUCAAGGACUCGAUGGAUUCGAAGGUUGGGCCGAAGGCUCGGGCUACGAAGCGCAAGGCUUUGGAGGAGGAGAAGGAGGAGGAGAAGCAGCCUUGCAAACCCAAGCCGGGUGUGAUUGCUCGAAAACUGAGCAAGCGCAAGUUGCUCAAGAAGGGGAAGAAGGCGAAGGCGAAGGCAAAGGAAGCUGACAACGCAACGGUCUACUACGAGUACGACCCCAAUGAACACGUUGGGGAUGGCUAUGUGGCCGGUGUGGAGGAUCGCGAGCCGCAGGAGGAUGAACAGGAGUGGACAAAGGAGGAAUGGGCCGCGUGGGAGGCUGAGCAGGGAGCGGGAAAGCGUCCUGCCAAACGUGUUCGUGGCAAGCAGCCGACCCCGGAGGAGGAGGAGGAAGAGGCCGAGCCCGUGGAGGAAGAGAAGGAGGAUGUCCCAACGUUCGCUCGCCGGUACUUCCCUUCGCGAUCCUGGUACCAGGCGAAAUUCAACGCGAUCAAGGAUGCGUUCAAUGGCCGCAUCCGACCGUUCGUUAGGUUUCCAGGCAAACUCGAGGAUCCCUUCUGGAAGCAUGUGGCCGAAGCCUUAAAGAACACGCCGGUAGAGAAUGAAGAGGAUUGGCUCCCCACGGUGUCACAGUGGACUUUUGAUUUUCUGAAUGAUGACCGCGUUAGCAAGACAUGGUCGGAUGUCGGGGAGAAGCUCUUUGGUGAGACUGGGAAGAGGCCCACUCUCAAGCGAUACGAGGCUGCCAUUGCGAGGUGCGCUGCGCACUGA
Molecule: messenger RNA, 1842 nt
Organism: Symbiodinium sp. CCMP2592
Lineage: Eukaryota; Dinophyceae; Suessiales; Symbiodiniaceae
Source: the annotation of a GenBank genome assembly